Molecule: messenger RNA, 5481 nt
Organism: Odocoileus virginianus texanus
Lineage: Eukaryota; Metazoa; Chordata; Mammalia; Artiodactyla; Cervidae
Source: RefSeq, a predicted model, not a curated record
AUGGCCGAGGGGUCCAACGUGACGCGUUCUGAAAGCCUCUUUGGGAAACGAAAACCUCCUGGCCCUGCGACUUACGGCUGCUUCAACCUGUUUCUUUCAGAUACCAUUGUCCUCAUCGCCUCCAUAGCGGUCGUGUCUGCCAAAACUCAGGGUAACAUCUUCGCCACGUCGGCACUGCGCAGCCUGCGCUUCCUGCAGAUCCUCCGCAUGGUGCGCAUGGACCGGCGCGGCGGAACCUGGAAGCUGCUGGGCUCCGUGGUCUACGCGCACAGCAAGGAAUUAAUCACAGCUUGGUACAUAGGAUUUUUGGUUCUGAUUUUUUCAUCUUUCCUUGUCUAUCUGGUGGAAAAGGAUGCUAAUAAGGAGUUUUCUACAUACGCGGAUGCUCUCUGGUGGGGCACGAUAACACUGACCACGAUCGGUUAUGGAGACAAAACCCCCCUGAAGUGGCUGGGAAGGCGGCUGUCAGCAGGCUUCGCACUCCUGGGCAUUUCUUUUUUUGCACUUCCUGCUGGCAUUCUUGGCUCAGGUUUUGCAUUAAAAGUACAAGAACAGCACCGCCAGAAACACUUUGAGAAAAGACGGAACCCAGCUGCCAACCUCAUUCAGUGCGUUUGGCGUAGUUACGCAGCUGAUGAGAAAUCUGUCUCCGUUGCAACUUGGAAGCCGCACCUGAAGGCCUUGCACACCUGCAGCCCCACCAAUCAGGUCUGUAGUCAUAAGCAGAAGCUCUUCAGAAUACACACCUCAUGGAGGCAGAGCCAGAAGCUCAGCUUCAAGGAGCGCGUGCGCAUGGCCAGCCCUCGGGGCCAGAGCGUCAAGAGCAGGCAGGCGUCGCUGGGGGACAGGCGGUCCCCCAGCACGGACAUCACGGCUGAGGGCAGCCCCACCAAAGUGCAGAAGAGCUGGAGCUUCAACGACCGCACGCGCUUCCGGCCCUCCCUGCGCCUGAAGAGCUCGCAGCCCAAGCCGGUGGUGGACGCUGACACAGCGCUUGGCACCGAUGACGUGUAUGAUGACAAAGGAUGCCAGUGUGACGUGUCCGUGGAGGACCUCACGCCACCACUGAAAACCGUCAUUCGGGCAAUCAGAAUAAUGAAGUUUCAUGUUGCAAAACGGAAGUUUAAGGAAACACUGCGCCCAUACGAUGUAAAAGAUGUCAUCGAACAGUACUCCGCUGGUCACCUGGACAUGCUGUGUAGGAUUAAAAGCCUGCAGACACGUGUGGAUCAAAUUCUUGGAAAAGGACAAAUCACGUCAGACAAGAAGAGCAGAGAGAAAAUAACCGCAGAACACGAGGCCGCAGAUGACCUCAGUAUGCUCGGCCGGGUGGUCAAAGUUGAAAAACAGGUCCAGUCCAUCGAGGCCAAGCUGGACUGCCUGCUGGACAUCUACCAGCAGGUGCUGCGGAAAGGCUCCGCUCCGACCCUCGCGCUGGCCCCCUUCCCGAGCCCGCCCUUCGAAUGUGAACAGACGUCGGACUACCAGAGCCCGGGCGACUCCCGGGACCUCUCGGGCCCGCGCGGGCCUGGCGACGCCGGCGCCCCGGAGGCGCUCCCCGAGCUCAGCGCCCGCCUGGCGGGCGCCAAGGACCGCCUCCCGGCCAAGGAGCGCGCCCUGCGCCAGAGCCUGGACCUGGGCGGAGCGGCCCUGCUGUCGGUCCGGCCCGCGGUGCCCCAGGACCCGGGCCGCUCGGUGUCGGCGCAGAACCUGGCCCGGUCCACCGAGGACCUGGACGUGCAGCUGUCGGGGAGCGAGUCCAGCGGCUCCAGGGGCAGCCAGGAGUUUUACCCCAAGUGGCGGGAAUCCAAGUUGUUUAUCAGUGAUGAAGAGGCGGCGGGUCCGGAGGACGCCGGGACGGACGCCUUGGACGCGGUGCCGCCGGCCCGGGAGCCCGCCCCGGCGCCGGACUCUCUCAGGACUGGACGGUCGCGAUCAUCUCAGAGCUCGUGUCCGGCGGCGGGGGGCGCCGAUGCCCUGGGCCGGCCACACGUGAGGCUGAAAUGAGGCUUCCGAUUGCCCCCCACCCCGGGGCCCGGCCGCCCCUUAGCCAUACACACCGCUGCAUGAACUCUCUGGAAAGCCCUUCUCAAAGGUUGAACCCACAAAAAUCAGGAAGAACAUGAAAGGCAGUUCCUAAGCCCGUUAUCUUUCAAUUGCAUGAAAAUGCAUGUUUAGGGGAUGCUGAACUCCAGGGUACGACAUUGCCCCUCACUCAGUAAGGUACCUUGAGUUAAGAAUCCCGAGACACCGACCCUGCUCAUGCUGCGGGGGGGUGGGUGUGAAACGUCAAGGUCAGGUCCAUUAGAAGAUCCAACUCUGUGUUUUGAAAUGAUGGCUGUCGACGCCUUCAAAUGUCAGGCAUUUCUGCUGGUGAUAAAACGCAGAAUUCAUUUUCAAAAUUCGGCCAUAAUGUACACGUGACACAGUGACCGUCAUCAACAGCUGCUAACAAGGUACCCGUAACACAGAAUCGGGGUAUCAGACACGGCUGCCUGUUCAAGAUGUAGAUGCCAACCUGUCCUACCCAGCCAUUUUAUCAUUAAUGUAAUUUGAAUGUCAAUCUGUGUGCUUUUGGUGACUUAACGCUGUGGCCAGCAAUUUUGCACAUCAUUUUCAUGUUUUGUUUGUUUUGUUUUGUUUUUUAAAGACGAGAAUGUUCUUCAGUUAGAAAAUGUGCAAAUAAUGAAAUUCAGGGCCAGUGGGGUGAAUAGGCUGACUCUUUGACAUCUUUGACUUCAUGGAAAUAAAUUCCCUGACGGCUCUAUCAGCUGCUACGCAAUCAACCGAGUCCCAAGGAGUGGAUGGUACGUGGGGCUGGGCUGACCCGUGUGCAGUGGCCCUGCCCAGGCCUGCAAGCCGCCUACAGAAGGCCAGUGUGAGGGGUUCUUCCCACUAUGCUGAUAGCCAGGCAGGCUCUCCGGGAGGAGACAUGAGACGGAGAUGGGAAUGGCUCAGAAAGAAUCCUAACACCGGGAAAUCAGUGAUGCUCAAGAAAACAUCCUCCCUGCUCCAGGGUGAUGAGAGGGAGGGAAACAAACCAAAAGAAAAGAACUUGAUUUUUUUUAGAAAACAAAUAUUGUUAGGGAAUUCAACUACCUAAACACCCCUUAUUCUUAUAUAUGAGCAGAGAGUUUUGCAAGGUAUUUAUUUUUUAAUAUGCCCUGAAUGUGUUUUGCUAUUAUGUCAUACAUUUUGCAUAUGAAAGGCUAAAACUAAACCUCCUUUACUUUUUAUACUGUAGUGGACAUUUUCUAUUCUCCCCAAGAAUGUUGCCCGCCCCCGCUCUGAAAAAUGAUUGAUUCAGUUUCCUGGUACAAGCUCAUAUAGUCAGAAGCCAGGUAACCCUGGCAGGGUCUGCAAAUCAAAACACUGAAUAAUAGAGCAUGGUGGCUAAAAAGCCCAAGGGAAACAAAUUAAGAAAUAUCUCUACCAGAAAGCAAGCCAAGCUGACCACUUGUUAGCAGUCAGACUGGCGACCUCAGACCGUCAGAAUUUCAGCCAAGGUAACAGCACCCCAAGGGCCAGGGGAAGUGAGAAAGCAGGUGGAUUAAACUCCAGCCACAGGAAGACUUAGAAAGAGUUUUCUCCUCGGCUGAUAUUGCUGCCUCCAGGAUAACUUUUCCAGCAGCCAGGGGAUGGACCAGGGCUGUCAACAGCUGCCCAAGGCGGGACGAGGCCCUGACGCCUGCCAAGUCCCUCCCAAACUCUUCCCCAGCCUGCUUUCUCCACCUCAGACCCCCUGUCUUUCUCCUCCGCAGGCUGUGGACUCCCUGCCUCCCUUCACCAGCCUCCCUCCCCCAAGAAAGCGACUUUUCCACUCCACCUCCUAUACACAGUUCAACCCUUGUCCUUUUCUGAUAAGCACUGAAAUUUGGAAGGCUUCCUCCUCUCAUCCCACCUGGAUCCUCGCACAUGCCCCUGGCGUGCAUUCUUCAGGGUCUGCUUGGCUGCUGGAGACAUGUACACUCCGGUUUGAAAGAUGUUCUCAAACUCUUUAAGCCACUGUUUUUAUUUUCAAAACAUAAAAUUUUAGUCAAUUAUUAGAUGCAGCGUUUCAUCUACCCAUGUCUCCGAAUUUGUGAUCCAUCUUCCCAAGGAGGUUGUUCAUGAGAACACAGAUACACACACACACCCCUCCACUGAUCCAAAGCCAGACACACACACACACACACACACACACACACACACACCCCACCAUGCCCAGUAGGCCGUCUCCAGGUAUCACUUGAAGAAGAGGAAGGAACUUUCAGGUAGCAAUGAGUCUCAGACACGCUCUGUCCGGGUCAAACCCCACUGGCAGCAGGAACUCUGAAUGUAUCAAGGACCCCACCUUAGGCCCCGUUAGGCCUCAGACACAGUCCAAUCCAUCUGGCAUCGCUGAAGAUGGAAGAUUCAGAAACAAACCCAAACCGGUCACCAAGGGUUCAUCACAGCCCAGCGUGGUAACCAUGCUGGGAGGAGCUUUCACACGCCCAAGCCAUGACCGUUCUGUGUCUGUCUGACUGCAGCACAAAACUUCUUGGAUGUCAAAAGCCAGCUGUAUUGUGUGAAGCUGUAGGGCUGUGUCUGCUGUGUUCCUGUCGGGGGAGCUGAGAGGGGUCUCUCCCUUACACUUAGCAAAGCCCCUUCCGUCAGGCCCAGGCAGUGUCUCGAAGCACAAUUAGCUGAGUGCUGAUCAGCCGCUGGCUUUCUCAGGCCUCGGCCAUCUGCCGCCUUCGGUACAUAGGGUUGAUCAAGCUAGCGCUUCAUGGCAAACAUCCCCUCUACGAGGUUCACUAAAAAAAUUUUUCUCCGUCUGAUCUAAAUGUUUGCAUUUUGUUCAACUAAAUUAACAUCUGUAGAUAGCAAGUUUUGUUUCAAGUAAGACACUCGAUUGAGUUUUUCAGUCUUUCUCUCUUGUUCUAAGGUGCCUUUCUCACCUCCCCUUGAUUCAGUGAUUCUGAAAGUUCUUAAUUUGCCAGAAAACAAGUCUCACAGAGAGGAGGAAAUCAGGCACAAAGUGACUCAUUCUCAUGCUUGUAUGCAAAGCAAAACUACAAGGAAUCAUGAAACUGAGCAACUAAAUGAAUAGGUCACUUCAUCCAGAUUGAGAAAAUACCGUAAAUGUUAACUUAUCUCCCCAGAAGCUGAUAUUUUUUGCCUUAAAAUGACAUGGUUGUGUUUUUGUAAGAGAAACUUAAUUUAAUUAUGUACAUUUAAGUGAGCAGUUCUGGAAGUCACAUAUGACAAUGCAGUUCUGUUUCCUGAAAACAAAUAAAUCAGGAAUAUUGUAUCCAUUUCAAGCUACCAUUCAAAUGUAAUUUCCUUUGCUUUCUUUUACCGGGAUUAUUUGUUUUAAAGUACAACAUUAAAAAGAUGUCUAUAAACAGUUAGUGUGACUACUUUCAUCUGGUACCAACUGGUUGGUUCUGAACUGACUGGGUCCCAGUAGAUCAAGCAGAUUUGGAGUUGAAAAUAAAAAUAAUCUUUUUUGCAGAA